CUUCCUCAGAGUGGGGAUGAGGAUAGCUUGGCCAGAAAUGGAACUCACGCAGCUUUCGCCUGUGACUACAGUCACUUUCAACUACGACUACUACUACGACGACAACUGCCAGUAUCAGCACCUGCAACAUAUGUCUACUUUCCUGCCUAUCCUGUACGCUGCCAUGUUCCUGGUGGGCAUUGUCGGCAACUCCAUCCUGAUAGUAGCCUUGGUCUUCAAGCGACGGGUCCAGAGGCUGAUCGACGUCUUUAUCAUCAACCUCGCUGCAUCUGACUUCAUCUUCCUCAUCACGCUGCCAUUCUGGGUGGACAAGGAGGUGUCAGACGGGAGCUGGAGGGUAGGAUCUUUCCUCUGUAAAGCUAGUUCCUAUGUCAUCUCAGUCAACAUGUACUGCAGCAUCCUCCUCCUCACUUGUAUGAGUGCUGACCGGUACCUUGCUAUCAUGCAUCCCUCUCUCGCUAGACGGGUCAGAACAAGAUCCUAUUCCAGUGGACUCUGCAUCUGCGUCUGGUUAUUAUCCUGCUGCUUAGGGAUGCCAACCCUUUUGUCCAGAGAACUGAAGAAGCAAUAUGGAAAGACUUACUGCACAGACAAAGUCGUGACAGAAACCAAACAGAUCAUGUCACUGAUGCUUUUAAUCCUGGCCUUCUUCUUCCCACUGUUGAGUAUCUUAACCUUUUAUUGCUCCAUCACCAGGAGACUCUGUGUACAUUAUCAGAGAGCUGGGAAACAUGAUAAGAAAAUGAGAAAAUCCAUCAAGAUCGUCUUCAUUGUAGUGGCGGCUUUUGUUAUCUCCUGGGUUCCCUUCAAUCUUUUCAAGCUUAUGGCCAUCCUUUUGGGACUUCUGAAGCAGUCCGACUGUUUUCCUGACAUGGUUGCCCAGCUGGGCAUGAAGGUGAGCAGCCCUUUUGCUUUUGCCAAUAGCUGUGCCAACCCUUUCAUUUACUACUGCUUUGACAACUACAUCCGCAGAGCCAUGCUCCGGUGCCUGUGUCCAUGGGUGAAAAUCAGCAGCAGCAGCAACAACUCUGAUACUCUGGACACUCGCCUGAGCCACUCCUUAUCCAAUUUUGUUGUGGGAGAGUAUGCCGCUAGGAAGAGGAAGCGCUCUGUGUCCCUCUGACUGGGAGCUGGGACUGCAGAGGAAGGAACU
This is a messenger RNA of Grus americana (Whooping crane), 1153 nucleotides long. It is a transcript of the gene GPR15, whose product is annotated as G protein-coupled receptor 15. Gene Ontology annotation, cellular component: membrane. The record is from RefSeq and is a predicted model, not a curated record. The transcript has a single exon. NCBI's taxonomy places the organism in Eukaryota, Metazoa, Chordata, Aves, Gruiformes, Gruidae. Gene Ontology annotation, molecular function: G protein-coupled receptor activity. Gene Ontology annotation, biological process: G protein-coupled receptor signaling pathway; immune response. Bases 17 to 1123 code for a protein of 368 amino acids.